GCAGACUUUCCUCGACAAGUCAAAAGAAGGUGGAUAGCUACGGACGUGAUUGGCUAACGCGACAUUGACGUCCGUUUCUGGGUGUGGAAAUUCUCAACAUCAACAAAAAGAGAAAAGAAAUGAGAAACUAGAGAUUACAAGGAACAAACAAUAGUUUGGGACGUGAGAAUAUAUCGAUGUAACUAACAUAACAGUGGAAGGAUUUCAGAUUUCUGUAACAAUACAGUCUAAAAGAUGGAAGCCGUUAAACUUAUGAGGGAGCUGAAAACCAAUUUUGAACGGGAGAUGAAUUAUCUUCCGAAAGAAACGGGACUCCACUUGAUCGAAUCAGCCAGAGAGAAUGCCAGCCAAGGAAUCUCAGCUAAAUGUAGGGACGUCAAAGUGGAAGACCUCUGGAGCCUGACCAGUUUCUUUGGGUACAGCACCCAGACCUUCGUUCUGGCAGUCAACCUGCUAGAUAGAUUUUUGGCCAUGAUGAAGGUCCAACCCAAACAUUUAGCCUGUAUUAGCAUCAGCUGCCUCCACAUCGCAGCCAAAGCAGUCGAAGAGGAUUGUAACUUGUCUUCCACCAAUGAACUUAUUCGUAUCAGCCAGUGCAAGUUUACGGUCUCGGACCUCACUCGCAUGGAGAAGAUCAUUUCCGAGAAACUCAACUUCCAACUCGAAGCCAUCACAGCCUUAACCUUUUUGCACCUAUACCAUAGAAUCACACGCUCACACACCUCAGACAGGAAGGAGGCCCUGAACCUCGACACACUAGAGGCCCACCUCAAAGCCUGCCUCUGCCGCAUCACAUUCUCCAAAGCUAAACCGUCCGUCUUGGCCCUGUCCCUCCUCACUCAAGAGAUUGAAGCCAUGCAGUCUGUUGACAUGCUAGAAAUAGCACAUAGUGUUCAGCGACAUCUCAAGAUCACCGACACUGAGCUGCUACACUGGAGGGGGCUAGUGGCCAAGUGUCUGUCUGACUACUCUUCACCUGAAUGUAGCCGACCCAACAAUAAGAAGCUUGUCUGGAUCGUGUCGAGAAGGACAGCUCAGAACCUACACACCAGCUACUGCAACGUCCCUGAACUGCCGACCAUUCCUGAGGACUGCUGGGACCAAAGCGAGGACUCGUGUGAAGACAUGAGUUCUGGGGAGGAGAGCCUGAGCAGUUCCCUGGGUUCUGAUGCAGAGGGACCUUACUUUCCUCUUUACUUCCGUUGCCAGAGCAACCGCCGAAACAAAUACCACCAUCCCAACCCCCUGUGAAGGAGCCACAGUGCCUGGGUUCCACAACCACCGUUUUAUACUGUAGGGUCAUGUUCAUUAGUGAAAACGUUUCGUAGCGUUAAGACACGUUUAGGAAGUCACGUUUAACAUGUGACAGCCCAUUUUUGGUUCCUGGUGAAUAUAACCCAGGAAAAAAAAAAAAUGAAAAAAAACUUUCCUAUAUAACAUAUUUCAUUUUGUUAGUUCAAAAGGGCUACCAGUGUGUGGCCUGUUACAAACCAAUCAAUAUACUGUAUCUAUCUUAUUCUAAGCUAAACAAAAAUACAUUUAUGGGGAAACUUUAAUCCUGACGGGCAGCGGAAUCCACCAACUCAAAGAUAAAAACGUUUUAAACUCUUUUGUUGUUGUCGUAGAUGUAGCUUUAAAAAGUGUUGUUGGUGCAUGUUUGGAAUUGUAACAUUCCAGCCACAAAUCAGACAAGUCUACAUCCCAAAUUAGUAUCCUAUCCAGUGCACUACUUUUGACCAGAGCCGAAUGAGCCCUGGGCCAAAAAGUAGUGCGCUAUAGAGAAUAUCGCGUAGCAUUUAGGAUGCAC
Messenger RNA from Oncorhynchus mykiss (rainbow trout), 1807 nucleotides. Its product is annotated as cyclin-G2. NCBI's taxonomy places the organism in Eukaryota, Metazoa, Chordata, Actinopteri, Salmoniformes, Salmonidae. The record is from RefSeq and is a predicted model, not a curated record.